Molecule: messenger RNA, 1290 nt
Organism: Phyllotreta striolata
Lineage: Eukaryota; Metazoa; Arthropoda; Insecta; Coleoptera; Chrysomelidae
Source: the annotation of a GenBank genome assembly
GUGCAGUUUAAUUCAAAAAAUGUUGCUAGACCACAGCAAAUGGAUCGGAAUACUCGGAGUAUUUCCCGUGUACAAACGCAAUUUAUAUUUCUGCAUGUACAUCAUCCUGCGAAUAGCCAUGUGUUUCUGUUGCUUGGUCUCCACUCACGUCUACUUCAAGCGAUACCUGGACAAUUACGAAAUGGAAUUCGGCAAUUUCUUUUUCCUCAAACUCGCCAGCAUCGGUUACGAGCUGAUCAACUACGCGAAUCUGUUGCAAGUGGUGCAUUUUCGCGAACCCGGCCGGGCGCUGUACGAAAAUAUUCAACGGCUGCGAUUCGCGAUUAGGAAAUCGAAUUAUACGAGAGAAAUCGCCGGGUUCUAUUUGUGGAUCGUUGUAUUCAUUAUAUGCGUUUUGCACGGUUCGAUCGGGUUCGUAUACGAGGAGUGGUCGAUCAGUUUUUGGGCUUUCAACGCCGCCUUGACCUAUCUGCAGCUCGUCGGUACGGCGCUGUUGUUGUACGAUUUGGCCGUUAUUUUCACCGAAAAUAACGAUUAUUUAUCGAUUAGAAUACGAAGAUCGUUCGCGAGUUACGUCCGGAAUCGAUUCGAGACGCAAAUCGAAUUGGAUUCGAUCGUAAAGUGUGUUACAAGGAUGGGCGAAUCGACCGGUUUGAUUAGCGAUUUUUUCGGAAUAUCGAUUUUUAAUUUUGUAUUCAUCGCGUUCCUUGAGAAUCUGUUCAAUUUAAAUUGGGCGUUAUCGGCUAUGAUCUCGAAUACUAGAGACAUUAAGGACGUAGCCGAUGUAAUUUUGUUUGCUUUACAAAUACUUAUUAUAAUUGUUUUAAAUGUUUCAUCGCUCAUAAUGGUGUUAUCUUGCGAUAAAAUCGAAGCGAAGAGUAACGAAUUGUUGAAGCACUGUUAUUGCCUUCAACCGGACGUUAAAGAUCCCAUUUUAUUGAAGCAACUCAUCGAUUUAACCGAUUACAUUAAAGAGCUCAAACCGAAGAUGUGGAUAUCCGGCUUCUUCAGGGUCAAUAAGAGGCUCAUACCUCUUAUGAUAUCCACGCUGGCUAGUUAUCUAAUUAUUAUAAUACAAUUUCAUAAGUUGUAGAAGUUUAUUAGAAGAUAGUAGGAUUAGUUACUUUCGAACAAUUUUAUCAAUGCUUAGCGAGUAGCGAAAAAUCGUUUAAAUAAUUUAUUAACUAGAAUAGAAAUCGAUAGAAUUGAAUGGAUAUUUUUGAGACGCGGUAAAGGUUCGAGAAGUUCAUAUAUUGUGAAUCCGAAACAUAUGGUUGCACUAAAAUAAAG